UCAAUGGUAGUCGACUCUAUCCCCGGUAGCUGGUCUAUCAGAUAGCGCGCUGCCAGUCCGAUCAAGCAGCUCACUCGAACUUCUAUAAAUCCAUCAGCUUGCUCGUCAAAAUGGUAUCGUGUCCCAUCUGCAGCAAGUCCGUCCCCAGCUUGAAGAUCAACGAUCAUAUCGAUUCCGAUUGUCAGAACUUUAUCGACGAGCCAAGUUCCAGCGCAGAAACCCCCUCCUCGCAAAAGGCUCCAGUCCCGUCCUUUUUCCAGCCAGCGUCUGCCCGGAAGGCUUCUACUCAGAGCAAUGCAUCACGAGAACCCAUCACGGACUCUUCCCCGCUGCGCAAUGUCAAUGGCAAGCGGACAGCCCCGCUAGCGGCCGAGGUCGCCGUCGAGACGAACCAUAAACUACAGAGUAAUGACCUACCGUCGGAGCCCAAGCGUCCCAAGAUGAACGCCUUCCAGAAAGCAGCCCCGUUGCCGGAGCGUAUGCGCCCGUGGACACUGGACGAGGUCUGCGGCCAGGAGCUGGUGGGUCCAACGGGGGUGCUGCGGGGACUCAUUGAGCAGGAUCGCGUGCCCAGUAUGGUCCUCUGGGGCGGGCCUGGCACAGGCAAGACGACCAUUGCGCGAGUCAUUGCGUCCAUGGUGGGUAGUCGCUUCGUGGAGAUCAAUAGCACCAGCAGCGGGGUUGCGGAGUGCAAGAAGAUCUUUGCCGAGGCCCGAAGUGAACUUGGCCUGACCGGCCGAAAGACCAUCAUCUUUUGCGACGAGAUCCACCGUUUUUCUAAGUCGCAGCAGGAUGUCUUCUUGGGGCCGGUGGAAAGUGGCCAAGUGACGCUCAUUGGCGCCACCACCGAAAACCCAUCCUUCAAAGUGCAGAGCGCAUUGCUCUCUCGAUGUCGCACGUUCACGCUAUCCAAGCUCACGGAUGAGGAUAUCAAAUCAAUCCUGCAGCGGGCGCUUCGUGUGGAAGGACCCAGCUACUCGCCUACAGAGCUGGUGGAUGAUGAGUUGAUUGAUUAUCUGGCACGAUUCUCCGACGGUGACGCGCGAACAUCUCUUAACCUCCUGGAGCUCGCGAUGGAUCUAUCCAAGCGUGCAGGGAUCACCAAGGACGAGAUCAAACGGGCCUUGACGAAGACGCUGGUGUAUGACCGUGCGGGCGACCAACACUACGACACCAUCUCAGCAUUCCACAAAUCCAUCCGAGGAAGCGACCCGGAUGCGGCGCUCUACUAUCUCGCGCGGAUGAUCCAGUCGGGAGAAGACCCUCUGUACAUCGCGCGACGGUUGAUUGUGGUGGCAUCGGAGGACAUCGGGCUGGCCGACAAUAGCAUGCUCACGCUCGCCAUUUCCACUCACUCGGCUGUGGAGCGAAUCGGCCUCCCAGAGGCCCGGAUCAAUCUGGCACACGCGACGGUGGCAAUGGCGCUGUCGAAGAAGAGUACGCGAUCGUACCGAGGCCUCAAUAAUGCUUUCGCGGCCCUGGCAGAGCCAGGAGUCGCCGGGCUGCCAAUUCCGAUUCACCUGCGGAAUGCCCCGACGCGGUUGAUGAAGGAGCUCGGGUAUGGGAAGGAGUACAAGUACAAUCCGAAUUAUGCGGAUGGGGAGGUGGUACAGGAGUAUUUACCGGAGCCGAUUCAGGGACGCAGAUUCUUGGAGGAGCUGGACUUGGGGACUCAGGUUGAUCCAGAUCUGAUGAGGUGAGAGGAACCGUGCCAUGUGAGCAUCUCGUACAUCAAAGAUGUACAAUCCCACUAGAACAUAGAUCAGGGC
Molecule: messenger RNA, 1769 nt
Organism: Aspergillus brunneoviolaceus CBS 621.78
Lineage: Eukaryota; Fungi; Ascomycota; Eurotiomycetes; Eurotiales; Aspergillaceae
Product: ssDNA-dependent ATPase MGS1
Exons: 1
Coding region: 111-1700 (529 amino acids)
Biological process (GO): DNA repair; DNA-templated DNA replication; regulation of DNA repair
Cellular component (GO): nucleus
Molecular function (GO): enzyme activator activity; ATP binding; single-stranded DNA helicase activity
Source: RefSeq, a predicted model, not a curated record